Molecule: messenger RNA, 1029 nt
Organism: Lodderomyces parapsilosis
Lineage: Eukaryota; Fungi; Ascomycota; Pichiomycetes; Serinales; Debaryomycetaceae
Gene: MDH1-3
Product: malate dehydrogenase
Exons: 1
Coding region: 1-1029 (342 amino acids)
Biological process (GO): tricarboxylic acid cycle; malate metabolic process
Cellular component (GO): cytoplasm
Molecular function (GO): L-malate dehydrogenase (NAD+) activity
Source: RefSeq, a predicted model, not a curated record
AUGGUUAAAGUUACAGUUGCAGGAGCUGCUGGAGGUAUUGGUCAACCAUUAUCUUUGUUGUUAAAAUUAAACACUAAUGUCACUGAGUUGGCAUUAUUCGAUAUUGUCAAUGCUAAAGGAGUUGCUGCUGAUUUAUCACACAUCAAUACCCCAGCAGUAGUCACGGGUUAUCAGCCAAAGGACAAAGAAGACAAAACAGCCAUUGUUGAAGCCUUGAAAGGGACUGACAUUGUCAUCAUCCCUGCUGGUGUUCCACGUAAGCCGGGUAUGACUAGAGCUGACUUGUUCAAUAUCAAUGCAUCAAUCAUUAGAGAUUUGGUUGCCAACAUUGGAAGAACAGCACCAAAUGCAGCAAUUUUGAUCAUUUCCAAUCCUGUCAAUUCCACAGUUCCUAUUGCUGCGCAAGUUUUGAAGAAACUAGGUGUAUUUAACCCAAAGAAGUUGUUUGGUGUUACUACUUUGGAUAGCGUUAGAGCAGAAACUUUUUUUGGUGAAUUAACAAAUACCAACCCAAAUACUUUAAAGGGCAAAAUCUCCGUCAUUGGUGGUCACUCGGGUGAUACAAUUGUCCCAUUGAUCAACUACAAUAAACUGGUCGGUUUAAUAAGCAGCAAAUCCCAAUAUGAUGAAUUUGUUCAUAGGGUUCAAUUCGGAGGUGAUGAAGUUGUCAAGGCAAAAAAUGGUGCAGGUUCCGCCACUUUAUCAAUGGCAUAUGCUGGUUACAGGUUUGCCGAAUAUGUGAUUGAUUCAUUAUCUGGUCGUCUGAAAAAUGAACCAGUUCCCGACUCUGCUUACAUCUACUUGCCAGGGAUUUCCGGAGGAAAAGAGUUUUCAAAUGCCCACUUACAAGGUGUUGAUUUCUUUUCAGUACCAGUAUUCUUGAGCAACGGGGAAAUCAGUUCCUUUAUUGAUCCAUUCAAAUCACUCACAGUUACAAAUGACGAAAAGAAACUAAUUGAGGUUGCUUUGAAAGGUUUGAAAGGUUCAAUUGACCAAGGUGUGCAAUUUGUUGAUGCGUCUAAAUUGUAA